AUGGCAAAACGACUGAGUGGGAAACUACUUCAAAGUGAUAAUGAACGAGUGGUCGAAGUGGAAGAUUUUGAACAAGAAGAUGAGGCGGAAGUUGAGGUGCCAAAUGUUGUUGAAGUUGAAAGACUCCCGAAGAAGGUGAAAGCUCAAGAAGUGAGAUAUGAAGAGGUUGAGGAAAAGGUAAUAGAGGCACCAAUUCCUAGACCUCCCCCUCCUUUUCCUCAAAGACUAGCUAGAAAGGUUGAUGAUAGCAAUCUCGAGAAGUUCUAUAACAUCCUAAAGCAAUUAUCGGUGAACAUUCCAUCUGUGGAAGCAUUUCAAGAGAUGCUGGGUUUUGCUAAGUACUUGAAGGACUUGAUCACUAAAAAGAAAACCACCAAGAAUGAAGUGGUGAGUGUUACCCACCGGGUUAGCUCCAUCAUUGCAACAACCGUCGUCCAAAAGAAAGAGGACCCGGGGGCUUUCACCAUUCCAUGCACUAUUGGAUUGCGAGACUUUGCACGAUCUCUUUGUGAUAAUGGGGCUAGAAUCAACUUAAUGCCUCUUGCUAUCUACAAGCAAACAGGAUUGGGAAUGCCUAGGCCUACAAGUAUGAGGUUGCAAACGGCCGACCAUUCAAUAAAGCUGGGGAUAAUGGAUAAUGUGCUUGUGAAAGUGGGAAAGUUUCUCCUCCCCGCCAACUUUGUUAUUCUUGAUUGUGUUAUUGAUAAAGGGAUCCCUAUCAUCUUGGAGAGACCAUUCUUUGCCAUCGGGAGAGCACUCAAGGACUCGAAACGAAAUGAGAUUAAAUUCAGGGUUAAUGACGAAGAAGUUACCUUUUAA
Nicotiana tabacum (common tobacco) is the source of this 819-nucleotide messenger RNA. RefSeq lists its product as uncharacterized. The record is from RefSeq and is a predicted model, not a curated record. NCBI's taxonomy places the organism in Eukaryota, Viridiplantae, Streptophyta, Magnoliopsida, Solanales, Solanaceae.